Messenger RNA from Styela clava, 531 nucleotides. NCBI's taxonomy places the organism in Eukaryota, Metazoa, Chordata, Ascidiacea, Stolidobranchia, Styelidae. The record is from RefSeq and is a predicted model, not a curated record.
AUGCUAUACAUGCACACUACUGCUCAAGUCAUAUCUUCGGACGGAAACACUGAGUUUUUUGAAAUACUAGCUGGAGUACUACAAGGAGACACCUUGGCGCCAUAUCUCUUUAUAAUCGCUUUAGACUAUGUCAUGAGGCAAACAACUGAAGAGAAACAAAACCUGGGAUUCAUCCUCGAUAGGGCUAGGAGCAGACGACACCCAGCAAAAGUAAUUUGCGAUGCUGAUUUUGCGGAUGACUUGGCAUUAAUGACAAACAACCUAAACCAAGCGCAAAUACUACUAACGGGACUGGGACAAGCAGCAAGGCAAAUAGGACAACACAUCAACGGCUCCAAAACGGAAUACAUGCUUUUCAAUCAGGACAAUGGAGAAUUAAACACGAUAGGCGGAGAUGUGCUGAACCAAGUAGAGGACUUUCGAUACUUGGGAGGAUGGGUAAAUACCUGCUCAAAGGAUAUAAGUACCAGAAUUGGAAUGGCCUGGUCAGCACUAUCCAAACUAGAAAAAAAUGUUGGAAAUCGGGAUUAA